CCCCCCCCCCUCUCAUCCGGGUCCUCUCGCUCUCCUCCUCCCUGGUGGUUUGCACAUUUCAUCCCCAUCACAAGCGGCUCUGAGCCUCACAGCAGCGCGCGAGGAGCAUCGGGACUUUUUAGGGGAAACUUUUCUCUCUUUCCCCCCUGAGUCCUCGGAGGAUGCUCGCGCGGCGGAUCAACGCGUCUCUCGGGCUUUUCACGCACUAACCGUGGAUGGCUGCGGAAUGGAGAUAGCCCUGGUGAGCUUUGAGAACGGCGGCGCGAAAGGGAGCGGUGGAGGUGGUGGUGGAGGAGGAGGAGGUGGAGGCAACAAUGCCGAGGAGAGCUGCAGGAACGCGCUGGAUGUCCCUCAGUCGGGCUUCGUUCAAACUGGACUCGGAGAGGACUUCGGCAAAGAGCUGAACACCCGGGGGAGUCCUCAGCAUCACGCUCAUCACCAGCCGCAUCACCCGCUUCAUCUUCAUCAGCAUCAGAGCUCGUGGAAGAUCAACGACAUGAACAACACGUUCAGCUGCAGCGAGAACGCCAUGGAUGCGCUUUUACGCGCGGACCACAGUCCACAUCUGUUCGACGAGGACACGCUGGACAUGCACGACGUGGACGCGGAGAGCAACGAGAGGGUGCUCAUCAACAUCGCCGGGCUGCGGUACGAGACGCAGCUGGGAACCCUCAACCAGUUCCCCGACACCCUGCUGGGAGACCCCGCCAAGAGGAUCAAGUACUUCGACCCGCUGCGGAACGAGUACUUCUUCGACCGCAACAGGCCGAGUUUCGACGGGAUUUUGUAUUUCUAUCAGUCGGGGGGGAAGAUCCGCAGACCCGUCAACGUGUCCAUCGACGUGUUCGCGGACGAGAUCAGGUUCUACCAGCUGGGGGAGGAGGCCAUGGAGAGGUUCCGCGAGGACGAGGGCUUCAUUAAGGAGGAGGAGAAGCCGCUGCCACAGAACGAGUUCCAGAAGCAGGUCUGGCUCAUAUUCGAGUACCCGGAGAGCUCCAUCCCGGCCCGGGGCAUCGCCAUCGUGUCUGUGAUCGUCAUCACCAUCUCCAUCAUCACCUUCUGCCUGGAGACGCUGCCGGAGUUCAGGGACGAGCGCGAGCUUCCGGUCACCGGCCGGCUGGACAACAGCACGGCGCCGCGGCCGUCCCUCACCUUCACGGACCCCUUCUUCAUCGUGGAGACCACGUGCGUCAUCUGGUUCACCUUCGAGCUCUUCGUGCGCUUCUUCGCGUGCCCGAGCAAGUCGGAGUUCUCCAAGACGGUGAUGAACAUCAUCGACAUCAUGUCCAUCAUGCCUUACUUCAUCACAGUGGGCACGGAGCUGGCGGAGCAGCAGGGCCAGGAGCACCAGAACGGGCAGCAGGCGAUGUCCCUGGCCAUCCUGCGGGUCAUCCGCCUGGUGAGGGUCUUCCGCAUCUUCAAGCUGUCCCGCCACUCCAAGGGGCUCCAGAUCCUCGGUCAGACCCUGAAGGCCAGCAUGCGGGAGCUGGGUCUGCUCAUCUUCUUCCUCUUCAUCGGCGUCAUCCUCUUCUCCAGCGCCGUGUUCUUCGCGGAGGCGGACGAGCCGGAGUCGCACUUCUCCAGCAUCCCCGACGCCUUCUGGUGGGCCGUGGUCACCAUGACGACGGUGGGCUACGGGGACAUGCGGCCGGUGACCGUCGGGGGGAAGAUCGUGGGCUCGCUGUGCGCCAUCGCCGGCGUGCUGACCAUCGCGCUGCCGGUGCCGGUCAUCGUGUCCAACUUCAACUACUUCUACCACCGCGAGACGGACCAGGACCAGUCCUCCCUGAAGGACGAGCCCAACAGCGGCCCCGCCACCCCCGAGCUGAAGCGCAAGGGCAGCAAGUCGUCCUCCAAGUCGCAGCAGGAGGCGGAGAGCGCCGAGGGGCCCGGGUCCGUGGAGAAGGCGAACAUCAAGGCGAACAGCAGCCUGGACUUCAAGAGGUCCCUUUACGCGUUCUGCUUGGACACGCGGGAGACCGACCUGUAGGCUCCUCUUCGAAGACCCUCAAAGGAACCCAGAACUGUCAAAGCCCGUGUUUGUUUAAAAAAAAAACGUUAAUGGGCCCGAGUCUCUGCACAAAGACAGUCGGGUCCGCACAUUUGCCACGGGGCUGAUUUACAAAAGCACAUUUUGAAUCCUCCUCUUGGACGGAACCACGGACCACGUGGUGCACCGCGGCGGCCCUUUGAAGAACACGAGCACCUCUUGGAUUAAAAAACAAUACUCAACCUAAAACCGUGCUGCAGAUAAUCAAGGACUUGGAAUAAUUACUCGACACUUCGAGCGGGAACAUCGUGUACAUAUAACUAAAAGAAGUCCAUGGUCACAGUGAAAAAAAUACAAGAAAAAAAGCCAAAUUUUAUUUUUCGAACCCCACGUUUAGUCAUUAUGUUUACGCUGAGUAGAAGAAAUACAAGGUGCAGCAGGAGUGUACAUAUUCCCUCAAAAACUGCUAUUCAUCAAUUGGAUUAUAGUGAUUUUUGGAGAAAAAGAAGUAUAUUUUUGAGAAGCAGACACGUGUUUCUCCUCCACUCAGGUUCUGAGACACUUUGGUUUCCACUCUGAGGACCCGGCGAAGAGUUUCAGCCUUGUUUAUGAUCGCUUUGAAACUAAAGAAAAUUUGUGAUUACUUUUAAAAUGAAAAAGGACAUAAAAUGGUAGUAAAGUAAUGGAAUGACAGCCAAGAAAAAGAGGACAGAGCAGAGACCAUCUGGAGAGAUCAAGCCACAGAGAUUCCAGAGAGUUGACGCCCUGCCCUCCGACCAUCAGGAGAGUCCAUCCGCCAUGAAGGGAGCCCCCUCCACCGGGACACGCCAGACACGCCAGACACGCUAAACACGCUAAACACGCUAGCUGCUGCUGCCCUUCGACAAACAGCAUCCGCCACCUUUUUUUGGAACACUGUGCCUUCAACCGAAAUUCACCAGUGAUACUUCUGAAGCUUCUGCUUUUUAGUUCUUUGUUCGAUCAUCUUCCUGCUGUGGGAGGGCCUGGGAUCACAUGUUCCUGUCUGGAGUUUAAAAAAAGAAAAAACCUAAUCAGGAACCAGGAAAUGCAAAUAUUGAUCAUUUUAACAACCUAACUUGUUCUUUUCUACAAAUGGUGUUAGUGAUUUGCUUCAAAUCAGAAGGAAAUCCCUCGCUGUGCAAUAUCAGUCCAGAUUUAUGUCGAGUCGUCAUGUGGACAAACUUUUUGGUUUAUUUUUGUAACGAUGUUUUCCUGAUUUCUAUUUUUCUAAAACGAUGAAAGACAACUGAGCGGAGAGGAAGAACCACAAAGAAGAACAGAAAGGACGUUUGUUGGUGUCCUUUUAGUUUCCCCUGGACUCUCCCUCGUCCUGCUCGUCCCGGAGCCAAAGCCAUAGUCUAUCUCAGAUACCCCAAAACAGCAAGAUGCAUUCAGGGUCUCCGUGGGGGGCCGACGCCGCAGGCUCCUCCCGUCUCUGCUGUUGGACUCUACGAGGAGCCACGUUCUUUGGUUUCUACUCUUCUCCUUCAGGGGCUUGAACCUGAAGUCUUUAGUAUUUGUCUACCUUUGUGUGGCCUGUUCUUCUUGCUGUUAUUUUGUACUUCCUCCUACAUAUCAAUCUAAGUGGCAUGAGUACGUGUGACGGUGAGAACAAUGAAUGAGUGUGCGUUUGCCAGAAUGCGAGGAAGCCUGCGAACGCUCAAACAGAAGCGCCAUGACGCCUCCUCAGAGGAAAGAGACAAUCAACAGCUGCUGAGGAGUUGAGAUGCGUUCUUUAGAGAAAACCAAAGCAGUUUAAAGGAGUUCCUCAAAAAGCUCCAUUAAUCGGGGUUGAAGCUGCAGGGACGUCAAUAUCAAACGAUGCCUUCAUGUCCAAUUUUUAAUACAUGAAAACGGAGCUGUAGACAUCCAACCAUCUUCACAAAAGUCCACCUCAGGACGUUAAAGUUUGCAUUAAAAACCACGACAACGAGCCUCUGAACUUUCAACCACAUUUCCUCUUUUUUAACAUAUCUUCUUGCCAAAGCUCAAGAGUCAAUAUCUAAUGCAUCAGCCAGCGUAAUUAAAACAAUAACUAUUGGUUCUCUUGAAAUUGUGCCUUUCAAAGGGCUGGUUUUGUUCAGAAGAUCAGAGGCAAGUUAAACUAGAGCGUCGCUCAAAGAGCGUCGACCUGCAGCAGGUUGAAGCAACCUGUGGUUCUGAUCUCCUUCAGUGAUCCUCAGCAAACACUUUUAAAUCCCAUUUGAAUCAAACAUGUGAUGUUUGUCACGUUCAGGUCGAAGUAGCCGCGUCAGGGUCACGUCUCGUGUUGUAGGGUCCACGUGUCAGACUGUGAAGACACGUCCUCACACAGAAGACACAACAGGUCCCUUAAAAUAGAUUUCUUUGUCUUCCAGUCUGAUGAAAAAAAUCAUCCAGUUCAAUCAAUUUAAGUCAAAGCUUCCUGUGUUAAAGCGUCAUUCUGUGUAGUGGCCAGCAGGGGGCGACUCCUCUGGUCCCAUGGACUCCUCCGCAUGAAGCCCUGUGGUCCAACAUGUCUCCUCUCUAAUAAAGUACUUCUGCUCUAUUUACUUUUGCUGGUGUUCACAAACUCAAGAGAAAAUAAUGGAAAUAUCAGAUAUUGUUUAGAUUAAUUUACAAAAUAUCCAGAGUUGAGCUGAGACUGAAAAAAAUACUCCUACAAAGGUUUCACAAUAAAAGUCUCCUAAUGGAAGUGAAGCCAUCGUGGUCAUGAGAUGCCUGGAAGGCUUUUAAUGUGAAAGUAGGCUUCUAUUUGAGCGUUUGCAGUGUUUCCUGUUUUAUUGUUUCAAUCCUGUUUCCUGCCGUGGUGAAAUGUUUCUGUGCAUCCUUAAAGCUGCUGUCCUCGUACCGAGUAGACCGGAGACGUCCAGCCUUACCCCUGAAGUCCUACAACGUCCUCCAGCACUGUCCAAGAUACAGAACUCCACGGCUCAGUUUGUGCCUUCUACGGGAAUCCACUAUUACCUUCAAUGAGGGACUGGUCCUGGACCAGGCUCAGUGUAGUCCUGAUCCUCCAUGUGAACCAGGCUCAGUGUAGUCCUGAUCCUCCAUGUGAACCAGGCUCAGAUUAGUCCUGAUCCUCUAUGUGAACCAGGCUCAGAUUAGUCCUGAUCCUCUAUGUGAACCAGUCUCAGAUUAGUCCUGAUCCUCUAUGUGAACCAGUCUCAGUGUAGUCCUGAUCCUCUAUGUGAACCAGUCUCAGAUUAGUCCUGAUCCUCUAUGUGAACCAGUCUCAGUGUAGUCCUGAUCCUCUAUGUGAACCAGUCUCAGAUUAGUCCUGAUCCUCUAUGUGAACCAGUCUCAGAUUAGUCCUGAUCCUCUAUGUGAACCAGUCUCAGAUUAGUCCUGAUCCUCUAU
This is a messenger RNA of Pungitius pungitius (ninespine stickleback), 5350 nucleotides long. RefSeq names its product potassium voltage-gated channel subfamily A member 1. The record is from RefSeq and is a predicted model, not a curated record. Gene Ontology annotation, molecular function: protein binding; delayed rectifier potassium channel activity. Gene Ontology annotation, biological process: protein homooligomerization; potassium ion transmembrane transport. The transcript is spliced from 2 exons. The coding region runs from base 227 to 1990 and encodes 587 amino acids. Lineage: Eukaryota; Metazoa; Chordata; Actinopteri; Perciformes; Gasterosteidae. Gene Ontology annotation, cellular component: voltage-gated potassium channel complex; intercalated disc; membrane.